Messenger RNA from Paramecium tetraurelia, 204 nucleotides. RefSeq lists its product as uncharacterized. The transcript is spliced from 2 exons. The record is from RefSeq and is a predicted model, not a curated record. Lineage: Eukaryota; Ciliophora; Oligohymenophorea; Peniculida; Parameciidae.
AUGGCAGACGUGAGAGAAUAGAGAAUUUACUGUGCUGAAUAGAUUGUAGUACCUCCUGAAUUACCUGUGAUAUUGAAACAUUAUGCAAAGGAAGUUAUUAGAAACAAGCCAGGAGAUGUCGUAGACUUCUCUGCAAAAUAUUUUAGAUCAUUAUUAGAAAAAAGAGCCAAAGAACACGAAUUUUCUGAGAUAGUAAAACAAUGA